AUGUGUGACAAAAAAGACAUUGUAGCCUUUGGAGCUCGGUUUUUGCCAGUCUUCUAUUACCUGGUGUUUCUUUUAAGCAUGUUGGGCAACGGAUUGGUCCUGUUCAUUCUAUUUAAGUAUGAGAAACUGGCAAAUGUAACCAACAUAUUAAUUUUGAGCCUGGUUGUCUCUAAUUUAGUCUUCAUCUCUUCCCUUCCUUUCUGGGCAACCUACCAUUCAUCUGAGUGGAUCUUUGGAAGCACAAUGUGUAAACUGCCGAGCACCAUAUAUUUUAUUGGUUUCUACAGUUCCAUCUUGUUCCUGACACUAAUGACUAUCGACAGGUACCUAUCUGUGGUCCAUGCUAUAUCUGCGGCAAAGACCAGGCGGAGACACUAUGCUUUAAUUUCAAGCACAGUGGUUUGGUGUGUCAGUAUUGCAGCAACGAUACCUGAGUUUAUUCUCCAUGAUGUCAGAGAGGACAAUGAAUCCAGUCUUUUGUGUGAAGACACUGGCUAUUCUAAUGAUAUUAUGAAGAGAUGGAAACAGCUGGGUUUUUACAAGCAAAUUGUAAUAUUUUUCUUACUUCCUUUAAUUGUUGUUUUGUUUUGCUAUACCAGAAUAGUCACCACAAUUAUCAAAACUAGAAUGCAACAAAAGUGCUGGGCACUGAAACUCAUAUUUAUCAUUGUAGUGAUAUUCUUCCUGUGCUGGACACCUUAUAAUGUAGUGAUAUUCUUAGAGUCUUUGCAAAACCUAGAGUCUUCCACAGAUGACACUUGCAAUAACAGUCUUGACUAUGCAUCUUAUAUAUGUCGCAAUUUAGCCUAUUUACACUGCUGUGUAAAUCCUGUAUUUUUCACAUUUGUUGGUAGAAAAUUCCAGGAUCAUUUAACUAAAUUUCUGCGGAAGGAGAUUCCAUGCAUUGGGUCUCAGCCUCAGAGCAGUUUUAGUGGUAGGUCAAGUGAUCACAGAAGCCCUCAUACCAUUUAUGAAUAA
This is a messenger RNA of Acipenser ruthenus (sterlet), 978 nucleotides long. RefSeq names its product C-C chemokine receptor type 4-like. The coding region runs from base 1 to 978 and encodes 325 amino acids. The record is from RefSeq and is a predicted model, not a curated record. Gene Ontology annotation, molecular function: chemokine receptor activity. The transcript has a single exon. Gene Ontology annotation, cellular component: membrane. NCBI's taxonomy places the organism in Eukaryota, Metazoa, Chordata, Actinopteri, Acipenseriformes, Acipenseridae. Gene Ontology annotation, biological process: G protein-coupled receptor signaling pathway; immune response; chemotaxis.